AUGAAGUUUACUAAAGUCCAACGGAUCGAGUUCCUCCUAGAUGAAAUCAAGGAGAUUCUUCACACCAUAGACGUACCUAACACGUCCGCGUCUAUGUCCGUAUCCCAAACGUCGGAGCCACCUAACACGUCCGUUUCCCAAAUGUCGGAGGCCCAAAUACGGAGCAUACCUACAACCUCCACUCGAUCCACGGGGGGCUCGUCAAGCAGCGGAGGUAAGACACCGGCGGAGAUAUGCGUACGAUGUUUCAACGGGUGGGAGGCACUGAUCAACGCGGGAUCAUUCGACCUUCCCGGGUGUGAAUUCGAAGCGGAAGGCCGGAAGCGAAAGAAAUGCGAGUACUGUUCUAGUCGGCGUAGCGAGUGUAUUAAGGUUCCCCUUGCAAUUCGCAAGCCUGUUCAAAGGGGUAUAGCAGCGCUCGAGCGGGCAGUGGCGUCUGGAGAUACCCGCAAGAUACAAAAGAAGCAGCGUAGGCUUACGCACGCAUACUUCUGUGCACAUGGAAUGGUGAAAAAGAACUACCCAGCGGCGAGAGAGAGCGUCGAAGAGACCGAGCGCAGUUAA
This is a messenger RNA of Penicillium verrucosum, 564 nucleotides long. RefSeq lists its product as uncharacterized. NCBI's taxonomy places the organism in Eukaryota, Fungi, Ascomycota, Eurotiomycetes, Eurotiales, Aspergillaceae. The record is from RefSeq and is a predicted model, not a curated record. The transcript is spliced from 3 exons. Bases 1 to 564 code for a protein of 187 amino acids.